UGUUUGGGCCUUGCUUACAAUUAGGAUCCGGUCGGCAGUAAAUCUUUAAUUUCUGUGCACUUUACGUCGAGAAAUCUUCAAAAAAAAAAAAAAAAAACAAGAUGUCCAAGCUGGGUGCUAUCUUGUUGGUGGGCUUGUGCCUGUUUGUGGCCGUGGCCUUGGCCGAGCCACGCCUUCAGCACGUUCAGGGGCGCAAUCAGGUGCAGGGUCAAAGGGCGCAGCAGCAUCCCUACCUCUUCCUGUCAAUUCCCAAGGGUCGGGCCAACGCCGGCGCCGUCGUCCAGGGCUUCGAAAUUGUCGAGGAGGAAGAUGAUGAUCUACAUGAUGAGGACCAGCACGAUGACGAGACGGAGGAUGACGAGGAACUGGAGCAUCAGCUGGGCCUGAACUUUGCCCGCAGCGGUCUGGCUUACAGGCAGAACCACGCUGAUGACGAACAGGACGAUGAUCAGGAUCAGGAGCAGGAUCACGUUCAGGAUGAGCUGCCCAAGAAGCAGAUGAUGGUUAACCGGGAUCAGGCUGGUGCCAUUAUGGUGCCCGAUGGCAUUAUCGAGAUCGAGGGUCAGAGUGUUCUGGACGAGAAGACCGGCAAGGCGGCUCUCCUAGUGCCUCGUGCCGCCCUAGACGCCAUUCCCGAUGGCGCGGUGGUGGCUCUUAUGGAGCGAUCCGCCUCAUCCGUUGAUGAAAUCGAGGAAGAGCGCGCCAACCGCGUGGUAGUUCGUCGCCGCAAGAACAACGGACGCAGGAACAUUCGCCGCCGCGGCAUCAACAACAACAAUAUCCGACGCCGCCGCCCCGCCCAAAGGCGUCGCCGAGUGGGUGGCAACCGCAGGCGCAAUGUACGCGUCAUUCGCCCCCAAGGCGGCAACCGUAGGCGUGGCAACCAGAGGCGCCGCGGACAGGUCGUAUUCCAGGGUUGAGACACGAAACGAAGGUCGUCCUAGCCCCAUUUCUAUAUAGUAUUAUAGUUAAGAUCCCCUAACGAUCAGGACAAGAAAUUUGAGACACUUGAUGACGAUGCGACAAAUAAAAUGUGAUAUGAAAAUU
Messenger RNA from Drosophila melanogaster (fruit fly), 1047 nucleotides. RefSeq lists its product as uncharacterized. Lineage: Eukaryota; Metazoa; Arthropoda; Insecta; Diptera; Drosophilidae. The record is from RefSeq and is marked reviewed. The transcript has a single exon. The coding region runs from base 102 to 920 and encodes 272 amino acids.